Messenger RNA from Monopterus albus (swamp eel), 2137 nucleotides. RefSeq names its product Sp7 transcription factor (gene sp7). NCBI's taxonomy places the organism in Eukaryota, Metazoa, Chordata, Actinopteri, Synbranchiformes, Synbranchidae. Gene Ontology annotation, biological process: regulation of transcription by RNA polymerase II. The coding region runs from base 105 to 1493 and encodes 462 amino acids. The transcript has 2 exons. Gene Ontology annotation, molecular function: RNA polymerase II cis-regulatory region sequence-specific DNA binding; DNA-binding transcription factor activity, RNA polymerase II-specific. The record is from RefSeq and is a predicted model, not a curated record.
AAAACACUUCCCCGCGUUAGAGCCCAACUUCUCCCAAAGCGUCCCGGGACUCAGAGCCGCGCUCCUUCCACGCCCUCAGCUUCCUUAGGAUUUGUUUCUCAGGGAUGGCCGCAUCUAUUCUGGAGGUAGGGAAUGUAAUUGAAGACGCACGCUAUGGCUCCAGUCCCCUGGCUAUGUUAACUGCUACCUGUAACAAGUUUGGCAGCACCAGCCCUGUCAGGGAUUCAGCUACACCUGCUAAGACCGGCAGCAGCACUCCGAUAAAGAAGCCCUACACCAUGACCUCCGACCUUCAGACAGCUAAGAACGGGCGGACCACAGAUGGCACUGGCCUGGCAGACUCCUAUACUGGCUCCUUCACUACAGCUGGAGGAGGAGGUGGUGGUGGGCUGCUUACCCCGACUGGAAGCCCCCCUCAUUCAGUUGGAGGCUACACUACAGAAUAUAACCCUUUCUCCCACUCCUUCCAGACCUCAGUCUCCCAGGACCCAUCUCUUUUAGUGUCCAAGGCCCAUGCUACAGCUGACUGUCUCACCAGUGUCUAUACCUCACUGGAUAUGACUCAUCCCUAUGGCUCCUGGUAUAAAGCUGGUAUCCACUCUGGCAUUACUGCGGCUCCAGCUAAUGCUACAUCCUCCUGGUGGGACGUCCACCCCAACUCCAAUUGGCUGUCAGCAACACAGUCACAGGCAGAUGGAAGUCUCCAAACCUCCCUACAGCCUGUAGCACCACAGGCCUCCCUUAGCCCACAGCUGCCCAGUUACAGCACCGACUUUACCCCCCUCAACCCAGCUCCUUACCCUUCUGUGGGACUAGGCUCCUCCUCACACCUGCUCCAGUCUUCCCAGCACAUGUUACCCCAGGACAUGUACAAGCCCAAGCCUGUGCCAAAUGCAGGGCUGAUUGAGAGUCCCAUGGGCUUAAAGCCAGCGAGGGGUUCAGGGGGCUACAGCGGAGGGGCUACACCUGCUAGAUCCUCAUGUGACUGCCCCAACUGCCAGGAGCUGGAGAGGCUGGGAGCCUCUGCUGCAUCCCUGAGGAAGAAGCCGGUCCACAGCUGCCACAUCCCAGGGUGUGGUAAGGUUUAUGGUAAGGCCUCCCACCUCAAAGCCCACCUGCGCUGGCACACCGGCGAGAGGCCCUUUGUUUGCAACUGGCUGUUCUGCGGGAAGCGUUUCACUCGCUCGGACGAAUUGGAGAGGCACGUGCGCACCCACACUAGGGAAAAGAAGUUCACCUGUCUUCUGUGCAACAAGCGUUUUACACGUAGUGACCACCUCUCAAAGCACCAGAAGACCCACGCAGAUUCUGCAAUGCAAGGGAAAGCUGUAGCUGCGGAGGGAGACACAGACCCUCGGAGUGAAGAGACCGUAGAGCUCAGCAGCACCAGCGCUGUACCCGCCAAUCCUGUCACUGACCAAAUCACCAAUGGAGAUGAGAAGAGUGGCACACCUAAUGGAGUGGAGAACAGCAGUGGACUGUUGGAGAUUUGACUUCUUUAAGUCUUCUUUUCAGUACUAUACUCAGACAUGGAGGGUUAGUUUUUAUGGGAGAAAUUACACAUUUUUGAUGAAUAAAGACUGUAUUUUGUUUCAACAUAUAUGAAGGACACUAGAUCGAGGUUUAAAAGACUUGAUAUGAUAAAUGACUGUGGAUGUCGAUGGUAGAAAUCACUUCAUUUUCUCUGGACCCCACACACACAUAUACACAAAAUGAGAAGGCCUGCAAACAAACCAAAGCACAAAUGACUGCAGGCACAUGAUGAAGACAAAUAUAACUUUGUGUAUUGCAUGUGCACAUACACAUGCGCAAAGAUAACUGUAGGCAAAUGUGCAUAUAUAAUGCACACAUGCAUGCAAGUGGACACACAGACAUACAACUACACACGUUCAUGCACACGUUUUGUAGCCUACACACAAUUUUUGCCUUUCAAAUGAGACAAACCACUGGGGAAGUUUAAUCUGCAAGAGCAAAAGGAAAAGAGCUUUGAAGCCACAAAAGGAAAGUAGUUAUAGUUCGAGACUUAUGGUUAGCUGAUGGAGCAUUGCAUGCCUAGAGAAAAAUCUGAUUUACAGCUGUACUUUAAUACUUCACUAUUCUUGAAACAAUCUACAGUCUUACUAACCGCUUUUUGUUG